UCUGUGUAUCAACCAUCGGCGGUGUCAGCCAAAAUAAACAUAAACAAAAACCGAUGAGAUACUAAUCCGUUCUAUUUCAAGAUGACUUCAAAGAAAAAACCAGCGAAUACUUUAACAAUCGAAAAAGUGCGCAUGAAGCGAGUCAACGUCUCCCAGUGUCGACUUUGUCUACGCAUCGUUCCACUAGAGCAACUACGAAGCACCCGCACUAGUCCCGGUUUUCAGCAGAAAAUCGCAGAGGCGGUCGCAGUAAAGAUAUCACCACUUGAACCGAAGGCCUCUGUGUGCUUCAACUGUCUUCGAUUGGUAAGCAUUGUUUGGGACUUUCGGGAGGCUUGCCGGAAAAGUAACUUGAUGCAGAUAGCCAAACUGCCGAUGAGAAUGGACAACGGUAAUUGGACAAGUGAGGAGAACCAGGAAUCGUUGGAAAAUUGUCAAGAAAUGUUGAAACGACACCGGUCGCAAAUGGAUGCACUAUUCAAAUUGUCUGGGGUUAAGGAAGAUGAUUUUCCUGAGGAAAUUUACAACCCGCUUCCAAUAGAAGUGCUUAUUGUUGACCAGUCGAACGAACCAGAAAAGCGGUUGGAUGCGGCAACUAAUGAGUCGUGUGCAGAAAAGAGGUUACUCGUCACGGAUAAAACUGGUAGUGAGACCGAAUCAUGCGAUGAUGAUUUUAACUGUUCCAUUCCAAUAACAAUACCCGUGGAAGAUGAUCAACCGAAGGUCUCUAGCGUACCGAAAUCGAAAUAUAUCUGCGAAAUUUGCGGGUUUAUUGUAAGUCGGGCGAAGGAAGAAAUUCACAGAAACAGGCACUUGGACGUUAGGCCAUAUACCUGUACGCAGGUGGGUUGCGAGCUGAAGUUUUUUUCGCUGGAAAGCAUGAAUGAUCACGUGAAAUUUGUUCACUCGGAUUUCUACAAAUACAUUGAGUGCGAGAUUUGCAACCGGAAACUCAAAGGCUUAAUGCGGCUCAAGAGACACAUGAACGGCCACGGGGAAAAUAAUAGGCUGAAGGUUCCAUGUCUCAUUUGCGGUAAGAAAUACUACAAACAUUACCUAAUAGAUCACCAGUCUGUACAUAUAGGAGCGCUAAACUAUUCUUGCGAGAACUGCGGACGGCAAUUUGCAGCAAAGAAUAACCUUACCACCCAUAAAAAACGUUGUCCACCGAAAUCUACGGAAAUGGUUUCUUAACGUUGCUUGUAAAAUGCCGGUUUAAUUCAUU
Messenger RNA from Topomyia yanbarensis, 1225 nucleotides. Its product is annotated as zinc finger and BTB domain-containing protein 49-like. The transcript is spliced from 2 exons. The record is from RefSeq and is a predicted model, not a curated record. NCBI's taxonomy places the organism in Eukaryota, Metazoa, Arthropoda, Insecta, Diptera, Culicidae. Gene Ontology annotation, cellular component: nucleus. The coding region runs from base 82 to 1194 and encodes 370 amino acids. Gene Ontology annotation, molecular function: zinc ion binding; DNA-binding transcription factor activity, RNA polymerase II-specific; RNA polymerase II transcription regulatory region sequence-specific DNA binding. Gene Ontology annotation, biological process: regulation of transcription by RNA polymerase II.